AUGAGGAGCAGGAGGACGUGGGGGAGAUGGGAUCGGCCGGCAGAUCUAAUGAGGCGCAGAUCUAAGAAGGAGGACGUGGGGGAGAUGGGAUCGGCCGGCAGAUCUAAUGAGGAGCAGGAGGACGUGGGGGAGAUGGGAUCGGCCGGCAGAUCUAAUGAGGAGCAGGAGGACGUGGGGGAGAUGGGAUCGGCCGGCAGAUCUAAUGAGGAGCAGGAGGACGUGGGGGAGAUGGGAUCGGCCGGCAGAUCUAAUGAGGAGCAGGAGGACGGUGGGGGAGAUGGGAUCGGCCGGCAGAUCUAA
Knipowitschia caucasica is the source of this 300-nucleotide messenger RNA. The record is from the annotation of a GenBank genome assembly. Lineage: Eukaryota; Metazoa; Chordata; Actinopteri; Gobiiformes; Gobiidae.